AUGACGACAGACGAACGCAUCUACCCCUCGGGUAAAACGCACUACUCCGGCACGAACCGCGUCCCGACCAUCCGCGAGUUCUUGGACCGGCUGGAUAGGCUCAAGCCGGCGAGGGAUGCGCAGUUGGAGGAAGAGCAGGUCGAGGGGGAGAAAGCCCAAGCUCAGGGUCAGGCUCAGGCUCAGCAACACCAUCAAAAACAUCCAGAACACCAGGAGCAGAGGGAAUGGUUACCUGAAACAGAGGGAGAGGUAUUUGUGAAGGAAGAUAAAGGGAAAGGGAAGGGGAAGGGGAAGGAGGGGAAGGAGAAGGAAAAGGAGAAAGAGGUGAUAGGAGGGGGAGAGGAGGAACAGAAAGAACAUACUAUAGGGGUUCAAACCCAUACCCAAGGGCAAGGAAGAGAGGAUGGAUACGAUUGGAUCCAUCGCGCCCCUUCUUCUGCCUCGCAGAUAAAACAGAAGCUUGUUGGGGGAAAGAGCAAAGCAAAUCAACAUGGGGAAUCCGGGUCGAAAGAAGAUGUAACCCCCAUUCCCCCCGUUCGACCCCCAUCUGACCCCAACAAGCCUGGCAAGAAUCGACGUAUUGUACGAGAUCCGGUCACCAGGCAGGAUGUUGAAAUCGCAGACGUAACGGGGAGGGAGAUGAGGCAGGCUGAUGAACCCAAGAUAACCGUCCCCCUCCACGCCUUGAACCCUUCUUCGUCUCCAUCCCUUGUCGAUGACGACGACGACGACGACGACGACGAAACCCAAUUCCUCUACCAAAUUAUCUCUCCCUCGCAACCCCAACCCCCUUCAAAGACCUCCUUCCCUUCGACCACCACGACAGAGAUCCCCCUCCACCACACGCCCCCAACAAACGUCCUCUUCCACCCGACGCCCACAAUCACCUUCUCCACGCGGGAAUUCGAAAGCCUCACCCGUCGUUCUACUGCUCUCUGUCUCAUCACGUUCCUCUCCCUAACGAUUUUAUCCAUUACCUCUUCCCGUCCCUUUGCACACCUCCUCCUCGCCGUCCUCAUAACCUCUUUAAUCUACUUUUUUACGAAGAACGUGAUAAAACGUGGCCUCCAAGGCGAAUGGCACGCCGAAGCGCGCCGCGGGCGCACGGCACUCCUGUCCCACGUACCCGAGUCCGCAGAAUGGCUCAAUGCGCUCCUAAAAACCGUCUGGACGACGCUCGACGCGGAGAGAGUCUUUUCCGGCGUGGGGGACACCCUCGAGGACGUGAUGCAAGCCAGCGUGCCGCGGGUGGUGGAGCACGUCAAGGUGAAGGAUCUUUCGCAGGGAAAGGAGCCCAUCCGCGUCGUAAGCAUCCGGGCCUUGGCGAACGGCGAGGUGGGGGAGUUGAAGAAGACAAGACAAAAAGAAGUGCGGGAUCCGGAGGAGGUGAAAGCGGAAGAAGAAGGGGGAGGGUUUUAUAACCUCGAGAUGACGGUUGCGUAUCACGCAAGGGAGACGACUAGCACGUCAGGCGGAUGGGAGGGCAAAGUGCGCGAGAACGUCGGCAUGCAAAUCGUCUUCUACCUCGGCGUCAAAGGCCUCUUUGGCGUGCCAGUACCAAUAUGGGUUGAGCUGCGGCGGCUGGUGGCCACGCUCCGCUUGCGGGUUGCCCUCGCCCCCUGCCCGCCGUUCGUGAGGACGGUUAGUUUCACGCUGAUGGGACAGCCGAAGGUCGAAGCGAGCUGUGUGCCGUUGGUGAGGCAGGGCACGAAUAUCCUGGAGCUGCCCCUCGUGGCAGAGUUUGUGAACUGGGCGAUUGCUACCGCAGCGGACAUGUAUGUUGCGCCGAGGUCGAUGACGAUUGAUGUGGGGAAGUUGUUGCAGGGGGAUGAUAUCAAGAAGGAUACGAAUGCGUUGGGCGUGUUGUAUGUAAGGAUUCGCAAGGCGACGGGGUUGAGUAAGCAGGACCGGAGGGGGAGCAAGGGGGGCGGAUCGGAUCCGUACGUGGUGGUGAGCUUUUCAAAGUUUAGCAAGCCGCUCUAUUGCACUAGAGUCAUCGAAGACGACCUGAACCCCAUCUUUGAAGAGAGCUGCGGGUUGACUGUCACCGCCGAGGUGAUCAAGGCCGACGAACAGCUCUCCAUGGAGCUCUGGGACAGCGACCGGUCCUCCGCCGACGAUCUCGUCGGCAAGGUGGAAGUCAGCAUCCAGGAGCUGAUGCAGCAGCCCGGCAAGAUGAUCCAGCACGUUUCCAAGCUCCGCGGCAUCAAAGCAGGCAGCACCAUGCCUGGCUUACUGCACUGGGAGGUGGGCUACUUCACGAAAGCGCCCUUCCGUCGCGCCAUGCGCACCAACGGCCUCGACCCGACGCUCCCUGAAGAACUGCGCUCCAAGCCCGAGCUGCAAGACGAGCACGGCAGCAUUGACGACGAAGAAGAGGACGCCGUGGUGCACACCCCGCCCGAUCCCCUCUGGCGGAGCGGCGUGCUCAGCGUGGUCGUGCACCGCAUCGUGGGGCUGGAAUUCGAGAACGUGAAGGGCUCGCACUGGAGCUGGCGGCGCAGGCACGAGGAAGACUACGACCCCGCCCGUCCCGAAGCAGGCGAGGCGAAGGAAGAGCAGAGCGGUCGACUCCCAAAUGCGUACUGCACGAUCCUGAUCAACGACGAGCUGGUGUACAAGACGCGCGUGAAGGCUGUUUCGUCGCGACCCAUUUUCGAGGCCGGCACGGAGCGGUUUGUGAGGGACUGGCGGUGCUGUAUCGUGACCGUGACGGUGCGCGAUGCGCGUAACAGGCAGCACGAUCCCAUCAUUGGCGUCGUGUCCAUGCGCCUGGGCGAUGUACUCCGUACCAGCAGCCAGAGCACACGGUGGUACCCUCUCGACGGGGGCAUCGGCUUCGGGAGGGUGCGGAUUAGCCUUCUCUUCCGCUCCAUCGCGAUCCGCCUACCCCCAAGCCAAAUCGGCUUCGGCGAGGUCGGCACAUGGGAGUUCCUCUGCGACAGCAUCACCACGACCGACUACGCCCCCAGCGAGCGGACGAAACUGAAGCUUCGCACUGGCGGCAGCUCGGCAACCAUUCCCUCCUCGUCCUGCUCCCGCCGGGAGGGAGACCCCCCCAUCUCAGGCCUAUCCUGGUCCCUCAACCCCCCCAGCAUAAUCCGCCUACCCAUCCGCGCCCGCUACCGUUCCCCCAUUGUGUUCGCCUUCCACCCCCCCGGCAAACGCCACAGGACGGAUGUCUACGCGACCCUUUGGCUGUGUGACAUCCCCGAUUGGGAGGAACGAGAAAUCACUCUCCCCAUCUGGCGAUGCAGCAACGCCAAGCGCCUGACGCAGAACUACAUCACCGAGUCCAACCUCUCCACUGUCCCCGAUUUGGAAGUGACCGAAGUAGGGCGGGUGCACUUCAAAGGACGAUUCAAGCCGGGCACGGACAGGGAUCACAUCCGCUUUGUGAGGGACAACGACUCGCGGGAGACGAUCGAGACGUGGGAGGCAUGUUUUGCCGAGGGUGUUAGGGGAGAGGAGGUUGAGGGCGAGGUGCCCGGGCUGGUGAGGGAGUUGUAUGAGGAGAGUCUGGUGCAGGGUAGGGAUGUGUUGGCUUUGGCGGGGGAGGGGGAGAGGAGGCGAUGGUUUGGGCGGAGGGAGGGUGACGAAGAGGGGAGCGACUCAAGUGAGGGGGAGACUGGUGAAGGUGAUGAUGAAGACGGGAGUGAGGGCAGUCAUGAAAAGAAAUACACGUGCAGUGCGGAGAGUAGUACUGGGCCUAUCGCGGCGUAUAAGGCGUAUAAGGAGCGGAGCAGGGAUUUGAAUCGCAGGCAUCGGGGGUUGAUGCAAUGGAAGGCGAUGCGCAACAUACAGUUCGCCAAGGACGAGGCUGUUUUUGCGGCCAAGAAGUUGAUGAAGGUCGGCAGCCUGAGUGGGAGAAAGCCUGAUGUCGAGACGGAGGUUCAGAAGGCGCUUGACAACAUCGUCAAGCGACUCUGA
Messenger RNA from Thermochaetoides thermophila DSM 1495, 3930 nucleotides. RefSeq lists its product as uncharacterized. NCBI's taxonomy places the organism in Eukaryota, Fungi, Ascomycota, Sordariomycetes, Sordariales, Chaetomiaceae. Bases 1 to 3930 code for a protein of 1309 amino acids. The record is from RefSeq and is a predicted model, not a curated record. Gene Ontology annotation, molecular function: lipid binding. The transcript has 4 exons.